Messenger RNA from Pecten maximus, 1305 nucleotides. RefSeq lists its product as uncharacterized. NCBI's taxonomy places the organism in Eukaryota, Metazoa, Mollusca, Bivalvia, Pectinida, Pectinidae. Bases 436 to 1236 code for a protein of 266 amino acids. The transcript has 9 exons. The record is from RefSeq and is a predicted model, not a curated record.
CCUUGCUACCAGCUGGAAAGAUGGAAUUCGUUACUGUGUCAGAAAAGGUACUUUACCUUAUCCGCUACAACAGCAGGAAGAGUGUCAGGCUAGUGGCACCAACCGCUGGUUGGCAGGUUUAAGAAUUCCGUGGCUUGCAAAAGAUUUAAGAAACGACAACAUUUGUAUAAGGUUAAGGUAUGAAAUGAACACCAAGAAUCCAAUAAGCUACCUUGCAGAUUGCAACGUGAAAUAUAGAUUCUACUGCCGUUAUACAGAGUCGGGAUAUAACGAGACAUGUGACGUCAACAUACAAUCUCCUUGUGUAUCCCAUUUCGUCUGCUCUAACCGUAACGGUUCCCCACGGUGCCUGUGCUCGGAGGACGAAUAUUGGAACCAAACAACCGGAAAUUGUAGCUCAAGGAAACCUACGGCCAAGAAUGCCAAGAAGACACCAUGUGUGGUAAAAGUCUGUCUUGUUUACUUCAUGGUAGUAAAUGUUACUGUUUAUGUGUAAAUGGUUAUUACUGGAGUCAAUCACAACAACAGUGUCAGCAGGAGAACAUGCUCGCUGCCAAGUUUUUCGAUACAGCUAUGGCAUAUGCUGAAGCCGCUGCGACAUGUAAACAAAAUAAUGCCUACUUAGCAGACGAGGUAAUAUUAACAAAGACAUUGAAGACGUGUGUUAAUACAAAGCUCCCCAUUCUUGUGACAGGUGUCCCACACAUUGAUGAAGGAUUCAGAUGUGUAACAGUACAACUUGUAGAGGGUGAUAUUCAGCAAAACAGAGUGAAUUGUCUCCAUAAAUACCCUUUUUUCUGCAUUAGGGCAGCAUCUGGUGUUUCGGAUGAUCCGUGUAACAACUGGGAUAGACAGGUCAAGAUUCUCAAGGAAACGAUCGACAUAAAAAUAUUAAUAGGUGUAGUAACGGCGGUAGUACUGCCAGCAGCAAUAGCCAUUGCUGUGAUGACCAUUUACAUUCGAAAAUUAAGGCUAACAAGUUCUAUGAACAGCAUGGAACAAGAUAUCCGAAUACAGACAGAAACAUCACCACUGGAAGUCCCAGCUCGCUCGAAUGAGGACGAGGAUGGAUUCGAGAUUCCUGAUGCAAUAGUUAAUGAAAGCAUGGAGCUAGAAGAUCUCAGUCACUAUGAUGACAUAUCUAGUUACGAGUGGCUGGAGGAUCGGAAUAGCAGCGAGAACCCAUACAGCAUCUUAAUUCGGGCGAGGGAGCUGUCCAGGGAUUUUGGCCAUUGAAGUUUGUUAUCGCAAUUUCUCAGAAAGUACUGAAGGGAUCUUUCUCACAUUUCAUGUGUAGGUUCCCCU